This is a messenger RNA of Xyrauchen texanus (razorback sucker), 1366 nucleotides long. RefSeq lists its product as uncharacterized. Lineage: Eukaryota; Metazoa; Chordata; Actinopteri; Cypriniformes; Catostomidae. The coding region runs from base 65 to 670 and encodes 201 amino acids. The record is from RefSeq and is a predicted model, not a curated record. The transcript is spliced from 6 exons.
CUUUAAAAUGCUGAAAGAGUUUGAGGCUGAUUUCUACCUCACAUAUUAAAUUGGACUUCUUGUUAUGGAGGAUUUUCAAACCAGGAUUCUUCAUCUGAAUCUCUGUGUAAUCAUUACUCUACUGAUCUAUGCAGGUUCUUCCAAAUCCAUUAAAGAGCAAAAGAUUAAGCAGCACAUCAACAAAACUGUCUUUGUGGGAGAAAAAGUUACUCUUCGCUGCAACAGAACUCAGGAUGAUGAAGAUUACACAUGGAAAAUGAACAACUUUAUUAUUUUUCGCCGUGACACACACAGUAACAAUAUGAUGCAAAACUUCACCUCAGAGAGAAUGUUUGUUGACCCAGAAGUUCCAACGGAGUUGAAAAUAAAUAAAAUACAAGUGUCUGAUGCAGGCAAUUAUACCUGUUAUCCAGCAGCAAUAAGAUGGAAAUUGACAAUAAUAGAGUCACUCAAACAAAUACACAUGUACAUAGUAGGCUCAUGUUCUGGAGUUAUUAUAAUGUGCUUGGCAAUCAGCCUCAGCAUCUGGAUUCACAGGAUCUGGAAAAAUAACACAGAUUCAGGUCACAGAGAAACAGUACAGUAUUCGCAGUCACCAAACAGAGGAAUGAUACAGACUCAAAACAGUCACUACUUUGAGAGAUACAACUCAGUGUAUGGACAAGUGUGAAAAACGAAACUGAUGAUUACCAAAAUUGCUCCAUCAUCUGCAAACAGAGACCUUUCAACUCCUGCACCAACCUGGGAAAAUAUGUCAUUAAUCAUAACAUUAAAUAGGAUGGGGCUACACACAAUACCUUGAGGAGUACCAUUUUCGACAUAAUAUGUUUUGGAAUACGAUGAUCCCACCCUGACUUGAAUAGAUCUGUCAAAAAGGAAACUAUGAAACCAAUUAAACAUUCUCCCUCCAAUACCCAUCUUAUCCAGUUUAAUUAGAAGCCCUUCUUUCCAUAUCAUAUUGUAGGCUUUCUCCACAUCGAGAAAUACCCCUACUAAAACUUCCUUGUUAACUUGAGCAUUCCUGAUGUCAGACAUAAAACUGCAUCCAUAGUGUUCCGACCUUUCCGAAACCCACUAUAGAAAGGAGAAAAGUAUCCUUUAAUUUUCAGUUUAAGUCAAUUCAUUAUUAGCCUUUUUAACACUUGCAGUGAAAAACAUUAUUUUACUUAAAAAUUUAUAACAUAAACCAACGUGAUAAUCUGUCUGUACCUUCCUAAGGUCAGGACCUUCCUAAUACAUGGCAUUGAAAAAGUGAAAUUACUUGUAUAGGACUAAACUGUAUAUCAGUAUAUUGAUGACAAUUGUUUUAACAUGUUUAGAGUAUAAAAGUUCAAAUAAAAUUUGUUUUCGAAAAGUGGAACCUCAG